Messenger RNA from Gaeumannomyces tritici R3-111a-1, 1166 nucleotides. RefSeq lists its product as hypothetical. NCBI's taxonomy places the organism in Eukaryota, Fungi, Ascomycota, Sordariomycetes, Magnaporthales, Magnaporthaceae. The record is from RefSeq and is a predicted model, not a curated record. The transcript has a single exon. The coding region runs from base 298 to 867 and encodes 189 amino acids.
ACGAUAUCCCAAUGUUCAGCGAGAUGAUAGAGUGCUUCAUUCUAGUAUAAAUAUUCAGGCAUCGCGCCGCCCUUCCUCUCGUUUUGUUCUCUCUCCUCAUCCUCAUCGGACACUCUCUGUUUCCUACAGUCUCCUCUUCUCCUUCUGUACUUUCCUACAGUCCUCUGUCAGCCUCUCUCUUCACUCAGACUCUUUCAUUUCACUUCCGACAGCCUCUGCUUGUCCAAUUUCCCCAUAUCACUCCCUCAACCGUAUCUCUUGCAUCAAGAAAAAACAACAACAAAAACCACCGCCAAAAUGCAGUUCAAGUCCAUCGUCGUCCUUGCCCUGCCCGUCUUCGCGGCCCCGACCAACUUCGCAGCCAACCAGGCCGCCGAGCUGGUCGCGCGCGCCGACGCCCCCGCCGCUGUUGUCGGCGAGGAGGCCCACAUCGAGAAGCGCGAGAUCAUCACCGGCAUCGUCACCUCCAUCGCCAUCACCGUCGGCACCGAGCUCGCCACCAAGGCCGUCAACGCCGGCAUCAAGCUGAUCAAAGACGUCGCCAACUGGACCAGCGCCCGCGAGCAGUUCACCAAGGCUACCGUCGCGCAGAUGAUGACCGAGAACCCGGACCCCAAGAAGUACGCGGCCGCCAUUUGCAACAACGUCGGCUACAGCUUCAAGGACGGCGACGGCGCCGUCGGCAAGGUCAGCGUCGACCUCAAGCAGGGAGCCCUCAAGACCAACUACGACUGCUUCUACAUGGCGUUCGGCAACACCUUCUUCAGCAGCGGAGACGGUGGCUACAUCAACCUGGCCAUGAGGCACUCGACCAGCUGCAAGUUCGACAAGGGCAACAAGAAGUCCAAGCCCAGCCUUGCCUGCUAAACGGCUCGCCAGCACCGCACUGUUUGGGCCCGGCGUCUCCAACACCUCGCAAGGUGUGUAGGAUUCCCGUCCAUGGAGCCUAGUCGCCUCUUUUUGUUUUCUCUUCCUGUUUAUUCUUUUUCUCUCGAUGUAUAUGGUUUUGCUCUUUGUGUGUGGUAUGGAAAGGCUUGUUUGGAAGUUUGUAUAUAGCAUUGUUAGAGACUCCGGUUAAAGCGGUGGCUAUAACAGAGGGCCACGGGCUUUGGUAGCAUUUGUGCUCUCAACGUGCAAAUAUCAACAUUGUCCCAAACAUACAUCAC